This is a messenger RNA of Didymodactylos carnosus, 888 nucleotides long. Lineage: Eukaryota; Metazoa; Rotifera; Eurotatoria; Philodinida; Philodinidae. The record is from the annotation of a GenBank genome assembly.
AUGCAAAAUAAAACUCUCCGUAAUACGUUGGCCAGCAGAAUCUCAAUUUUAUUGCAAGAGUAUAACAUUAUUCAAAUCAUUCAUAUUCAAGGAAAGAAAAAUUGUCUACCGGACUAUUUACCUCGUCAUCCAAUUGAAUUCAAUGAUCCGGAUCUUAUUGAUCCAGAUUAUGGUCUUCAAGUAAAACCACCACCUUCUUCGUCUAUAAUUUCUGUUAGUGGUAGGUCACGGCCUUUACAGAUGCCAGUGGCCGGAGCGGUUACAACAAGAUUGCAAACAAGAAGAGCUCAACAAGAACAAACUACUGAAAGAUUUACAAGUGAUUCCACUUUUGAUCAAGACUCGAUCGAUUUCAACUCUGACCAGAAACUCAGUUGUAAUAAAUUUGAUAUCAAACAGCUGAAAAUCGAACAAGAUAAAGAUUCUAACAUUAAAUUAAAAAUAGAGCAAUUGAAGAAAGAUCCAAAUAAAAACGAUUUUGUCCUCAAAGAUGAUAUUUUGUAUAAGCUUGUUCAGACUAAAUAUUCUAUACGUAAAAAACCUGUUCCAUAUAUACCACCAUCAAUGAUUCCACUUUUACUUGAAGCGUCCCAUAAUGAUCCGCUUUCUGGUCAUUUUGCUAUUCAUCGUACACUAGCAAAAUUAAAACAUCAAUUCUGGUGGCCAGAUAUGAAAUCUUCUGUUGAAAAAUAUAUCAAAUCUUGUUCUAAAUGUCAACAAUUUAACAUAUCAAGACAAAAAAAACCAGGGUAUUUGAAACCAAUAUCACCACCAGAAGAACCAUUUCAAAUCAUUGCAAUUGAUUACGUAGGACCGUUAAAUCGUUCUCCUUCUGAAAAUCGUUAUGUUCUUGCCAUCACAGAUUUGUUUAGAGAAUUUUUUUUUUGA